Messenger RNA from Manis pentadactyla (Chinese pangolin), 3051 nucleotides. RefSeq names its product calcium/calmodulin-dependent protein kinase type 1G-like. NCBI's taxonomy places the organism in Eukaryota, Metazoa, Chordata, Mammalia, Pholidota, Manidae. Gene Ontology annotation, biological process: peptidyl-serine phosphorylation. Gene Ontology annotation, cellular component: intracellular anatomical structure. The record is from RefSeq and is a predicted model, not a curated record. Gene Ontology annotation, molecular function: calmodulin binding; ATP binding; calcium/calmodulin-dependent protein kinase activity.
AUGUCAGUUGGGCACAAGGCCCAGGAGAGCAAGGUCAGAGAUGAGCAGCACCAGUGUUGCCUUGGGAACCUGAAGAUCCCUCUCAGCCAGCUGCUGGCCAGCAAGGGCAUGACCCUGAGCCAGCGGUUCCAGCUCAGUAACUCUGGCCCCAACAGCACCCUUAAGAUGAAGGUCACCCUCCGGGUGCUCCACCUUGAAAAGCAAGAAAGGUCUCUGGACCACCAGCACUCAGCUCGAGUAAAGCAACCCUCUGUCCCCAGGGAUGGGAGGAGAAUGCCCAUCAGGGCUCAGAUGUCCGCGUCGCCCCACACUGCAGAUGGCGGACCCUCCCCACCCGUGCCAGACAGCGGGAGUGAUGGUAAGCCUGGCGAGGAGGAGAGCACCCCGUCUGUGGAGGCCAGCACACCAGAGCCAGGUGACCUGGCCGGAAGCUGCCCCAGCCUGCAGGCCAGUGCUGCCUGCUCCCCCAGCCACAUCCUCCUCAUCAAGGAGCCCACCCCGAGCAUCGCUUCAGAUGUGUCACUGCCCAUCACCACCCAGGAGCUUCGGCAGAGGCUGUGGCUGCUAGAAAAUGGGGCGACGCUGGGGCAGUCUCCGCUGGGGCAGAUCCAGCUGACCAUGCGGCACAGCUCGCAGAGGAACAAGCUGGUGGUGGUCGUGCACUCCUGCAGACCAGCAGCCUGGGUUCUCAUCUAUGAAGGGUUCAGGGGUCGAAGGACAGAGACUGGGGUCAGCACCAAGCAGGCACAGAGAAAGGCUGAGUGCCACUCAGCAGUCCUACCUGUACGUCCACAUGUAUUUGUUACCAGACAAGAGGAGGUCAGGAAGGAGAAAACACAUGUGUCGGAGAAAACACAUGUGUCAAAGAAAACAUCGAACCCCGUGUUUGAUCAGAGGGGAGCUUUUUCAGUUUUCCUGGUGAAGCAAAGGGUGACUGGGAAGCUCUCUGCCCUGAAGUGCAUCAAGAAGUCCCCUGCCUUCUGGAACAGCAGUCUCGAGAAUGAGAUUGCUGUGUUGAAAAGGAUCAAGCAUGAGAACAUUGUGACCCUGGAGGACAUCUGUGAGAGCUCUACUCACUGCUACUUGGUCAUGCAGCUUGUUUCUGGUGGGGAGCUCUUUGACUGGAUCCUGGAGCGGGGUGUCUACACAGAGAAGGAUGCCAGCCUGGUGAUCCAGCAGGUCUUGUCAGCAGUGAAAUACCUCCAUGAGAAUGGCAUCAUCCACAGAGACUUAAAGCCUGAAAACCUGCUGUACCUUACCCCUGAAGAGAAUUCUAAGAUCAUGAUCACAGACUUUGGUCUGUCCAAGAUGGAACAGAGUGGGGUCAUGUCCACUGCCUGUGGGACCCCAGGCUGUGGGUUAUGUGGGUAUCCUCCUUUCUAUGAAGAAACUGAGUCUAAGCUUUUUGAGAAGAUCAAGGAAGGCUACUAUGAGGUUGACUCACCAUUCUGGGAUGACAUUUCUGAGUCAGCCAAGGAUUUUAUUUGCCACUUGCUGGAGAGGGACCCAAAUGAGCAGUAUACCUGUGAGAAGGCCUUGAGGCACCCCUGGAUUGACGGGAACACAGCCCUCCACCAAGACAUCUACCCAUCCGUCAGCCUCCAGAUCCAAAAGAACUUUGCCAAGAGCAAGUGGAGGCAAGCCUUCAAUGCAGCAGCUGCGGUGCAUCACAUGAGGAAGCUGCACAUGAACCUGCACAGCCCAGGGGGCCACCCAGGGGUGGAGAACAGGCCACCUGCCAUGCAAGCCUCAGAAGCCUCCAGCCCCAGCUCCCCUGUGAUCACUGUCACUGAAGCACCCACCCUGGAGCAGAGCGGGGCUCCUGCCCUGUCCCAGCUGCCCUGCUGGCACAGCCCCUGGCCCAGCGCCGCUGGUGGCAGGUCCCUCAGCUGCCUGGUCAGUGGCUCCCUGCACAUCAGCCACAGCCUGGUGCCCAUGCAGCAGGGGCCCCUGACUGCCGGGCCCUGUGGCUGCUGCUCCAGCUGCCUGCGCAUCGGGAGCACAGGGAAGUCCUCCCACUGCUCUGAGCCCACACUCCUCAAAAAGGCUAACAAAAAACAGAACUACAAAUCAGAGGUCGUGGUGCCAGUCAAGGCCAGCGGCAGCUCCCCCUGCUGGGCAGGGCAAACGGGAGUGUGUCUCCUCAUGUGAUCCCGGCUCGUCCUGCAGUUCUCAGGAGAGGUGUUCCACUCUCCUCUGCCCCUCCAAACCUGGCACCUACUCUGCAGUGGGAGGAAGAGGGAGCAAGCAGAGCAGGGCCGGGCAGGAGCAGUUUCUGGUCAGAAGCAGCCGACGGCUGCCACCUGGACAGACGCUCUCAGAAGGCCCAGGAGUGAGCCCCGGGGCGUGGAGGCCUCGCCUGCCGACAGGAGGAGCAGCAUCUGAGGCUCCCAGGUCCCCCUGACCUGCCCUCCCUGCGCCCCACACCCUGCGUGCCAUGGCUCUGGGCAGUGCACCUAGAUUGCUCUUGCCAGGCCUGUGUUGUUCAUCAUGAGAAGCUUAACAGGCUGGCCAGGCUGUGUCACCUUCUCCAGGCAAAGCCAUGUGGACCACCUCCCCAGACCCCCUGCUCAGCACACCCUCACUCCUGCCGCUCAGGCCUCCAUCGUGGCCGGAACGGGUUCCUGAAUGUCGGCGCCUGCCCAUCCGCAUGAAGGGCAGGCAGCUCCUGGUCUGUGAGCCCUCAAGCUCAAAUGCUGAAGUCGGAUAGGCCCCUGGCUGCACCGAGACCGGGCCACCCUCCUGCCAGCACACUUCCGGACCGCCUCCCUCCCUGCCCCCAUCCAGAAACAGCACCCAGCCUCCAACAUGACAAAGAAAGAAAUCCUAGGUACUGUAAGGAGUUACUGUCCUGGCCAGAUGCCCUCCACACACACCCAAUCUAGUAAAAGCUGGAAGUUGACUGGUUUAAUUUCAGCCAGUAAUUCCAAUCCUGCUUCUGCUCCCUUCUCUCCACAAAAAGCAGGCACAUUAUUCUUGUCCCUUCCCCCUCCCCAGUUUUCUUGCCCCCUCCAGCCUCCUGCUUGGUGUUGUGCUUAAUAAAAUGUACAU